Messenger RNA from Monomorium pharaonis (pharaoh ant), 2725 nucleotides. It is a transcript of the gene Ir76a, whose product is annotated as probable glutamate receptor. The record is from RefSeq and is a predicted model, not a curated record. Gene Ontology annotation, cellular component: membrane. Lineage: Eukaryota; Metazoa; Arthropoda; Insecta; Hymenoptera; Formicidae. Gene Ontology annotation, molecular function: glutamate-gated receptor activity.
UAUCUGCUGUCAAAUUGCACUUCGUGUGUCUCACCAUACACAAAGCUACACAAACUGCAUGUAUGAGCGUGUUCAUACAGACACUAUCCUACGUGCAAUUCCAUUUGGAGUAACUUACCAAGUCGACUCUCAUUUUCACGCUAGACUUAUUCGUGUUAUGUGACUUGCUGUCAAGUGUAAUAAUCUGACAAAAACAAAUUUUCGACAAACUUAUUGUGGCAGAUAAAAUAAUUAAGCAAAUCGAUUUCGACAAUUAAAAAUUAAUUUAAUUGUAAUUAAGUGUCUAAAUCAAUAUUAAUUUAAUACCAAACCAAUGAUAACACUAUUUGACUGAUGCUAAAAGCGUUAACUCUUAAUUAAGCCUUGCGUUAAAAAAAAUCUUAUAUAAUAUGUUGAUUUGCGUGAUAAGUUAUUAAAUAGUGUUUAUUUUAUAAUUCUGAAAAGGUUGCAAUAAUCAAUACAGGUAUGAGUAGAUAUAAUGAUUAAGAAAAUAAUGAAAUAUAUAAUACAUAUAAACACAUACAUGCAACAUCAUUAAUUUAAGAGACAGUCAAUUUUUUAACUUUUAAUUUUUAUAUUUAAAAAAUUUUUGAACAUGCAUAACUAUUUAUUGACUUGUAUCACUCUUUAGAUAUAAUUAAAGGCUAUUUGCAUAAAAGUUACAUUGUUACAUUGCAACAAUCUGUUUAAUAAUGAUUCAUUAUGAAAGUAAAUGCAAUAUUCGGUGUUUUAUCAUUCAUUGUUAUUCCGGUAUUAACUGACAAAAGAAAUAUUAUGAAGAAUUUCAAAGUGGAAUCCUGGAUUUCAACUGAAAAUUUUACGACAAUAGUUAAGAAAUCGUUUCUUUACUCAAAAUGUUGUAAUAUCUUUUUAAGUGAAUCAGUUUACGAUGUAGAAGUAUUAUUGCAUCAAUUUAUCGAUAUUUAUCCGCACGAAUAUCUUCUACAUAAAAUAUUUUAUGACUGUCAAGGAUACUUUUUGCUGGGACCGACGGAUAAGGAAAUAGAAAAGGCUAUGCGAAUGGUACCUUCAUCCAUAUCAACAACAGAGAUUCUCGUUAUUGUUAAUAGUGAAUUGAAAAAUAUUUCAACACUUUUUAACGUAUCUCUAUACGGGAAUUCCAAUGCAAAUAUUAUAUCAAGAUCUGGUAUUUGGACCUUAUCAGAAAACUAUUUAAAACCCAGAUUUUUUUUAAAAGUAAAUAGUUACGAGGAAUUGAUGUCUGAAUUCAACACAAUUAAUAUGAGAGGAAGAGAACUGCAAGUGUGUACUUUUUAUCAACCACCUUUCUCCUACCUCAAGAAAACAACUACAAAAAUAAUUAAUGGCGUUGAAAAAGAAGUUUUUCUAGCAGAUAAUGAUAAAGAAAAGGAUGGAAUAGAAGUGAAGCUGUUUCUAACCAUAGCAGAAAAAUUAAAUUUUACUUGGACAAUACAAAAUUUAAAAGGAAAUGACAGAUAUGGUCGGCCCGUAAAUGGUACAGAAUGGAAGGGUGGUGUUAUUCAACUUAUACGGGAAAAAAAGGUUGAUCUAGCAUUUGGGAGUGUUUGGUUAACGCAGAAUCACAACGAAUUCGUAAACAUGUCCACACCGUGGAUUGAGAUGUUCAUACAUUUUUUGGUACCGCGACCACAACCGAUUGCCAAUUUCUGGGCGCUUAUGAGACCAUUUUCAGUGCGAUGUUGGAUACUUAUAAUAAUUAUGUUGUUUGUUACCAGCAUGUAUAUGUAUAUACGCGCUAGGAUAGAUCCAAAAUUUCCGCAACGUUUUCGGAGCAUUUUCUGCACAAUUACGGAAUUGAUCGGUCGUUUAGUUGGCACAUGGGUACCCAAAAAUACUGCCAAUGCUAGGUUCGAAUUGCAUUUGUGGAACACUACAGGAUUCUUGCUUGUAACCGCCUAUUGCAGCAGUCUUGCAGCAAGACUUGCGAGCUCGGAAUACGAGGAUAGGAUCGAUACUGUACGUCAAUUUCUUCAGGCUAACUUAACGUGGGGUCAUAUGAAACAAGUGCCAUAUUGGUCUGACUACUUUGAUAUGGACGAUCCUUACACAAGCCAAUUACCGUCUAGAUAUAUAUCCGUGAGGGGUCAGGAAGCAUACGUACACGCAUUAAUCAAAGAGCGUAAAUUUGCAAUUUUUGGGAAAAUUAUAGGUUCGAUCUUCUUUCCUGAAGAAGAUAUGUUUAACGAGCAUAUUAAAGGUUACAGACUUAUGAAACAAAGCAUAAGCUAUUAUUAUUCGUCUUUUGUGGUUCAACCAUGGCUGUUAAAACCAAUUGACACGAUAACAUUACGGCUGAAAGAAACAGGUAUCGCUAGUUUUUAUCUCAAAGACGUUGUCCAUCGAAGAGCCACUUAUAGUUUACGUGAAAUUCACAAGGAGUACGAUGGUCUCAAUAGCAAUUUUAUAGUCCUCGGACUCACACCAUUAGGCGCCGGAUUUAUGGCGCUCACCAUUGGCCUUUUGGCAUCAACAAUAGUAUUUUUUUAUGAGUUGAAACAAGCUGCUAAUUCGCGACCGAUUCGCGAAGUGUUUCGAGAUAUUCAAAAGAAACGGGAAAUAUACAAAUCAUCGAUUCUCUCUUACAAAAGAAAGUCGAAAGAAGCUAAGCUAAUGAAUUACAAUUCAAACAAAAGUUUCAGUUUAUUUGUAAUUAUGUCUGCCACUUAUAUUGCAAGUACUGAUAUUUGCACAAAAAUCGAAUAAAUAAUAAAAUUUCUCACAA